Molecule: messenger RNA, 1237 nt
Organism: Thermothielavioides terrestris NRRL 8126
Lineage: Eukaryota; Fungi; Ascomycota; Sordariomycetes; Sordariales; Chaetomiaceae
Exons: 3
Coding region: 171-1103 (310 amino acids)
Biological process (GO): transmembrane transport
Source: RefSeq, a predicted model, not a curated record
UAUUUGUUGUUGAUGCCCUAAUAGUUAUUUCUGCUCUUGUUGCUUUUUGAGCGCGCAUGUCUUCCGGGAGUUGACAACCGCGUCCCUCGUGUCCUUCUUCUUUUCGGCGAGCCCAAUUCGGCGCUGCGCCGGUCCCGGCCAGUUCGCGAACGAAUCCUGACGCUGGUGCGAUGUCGACAACAGUUGGCGCCUUCAUAGCGGGCGGCAUUGCCGCCUGCGGCGCCGUGACGGCGACGCACCCGUUUGAGACGGUCAAGAUCCGCAUGCAGCUCCAAGGCGAGCUCCAGGACAAAGGCCACCAGCCGCAUCACUACCGCGGCCCCUUCCACGGCGUGUCCGUCAUUGUCAGAAAUGAGGGCCUGCGAGGCAUCUACCGCGGCCUCGGGUGCGCCUACGUCUACCAGGUGCUGCUGAACGGCUGCCGCCUGGGCUUCUACGAGCCCAUGCGCAACGCUCUGGCCACGCUCAUAUUCAAGGACGGCAAGACGCAGAGCUUAGGGAUCAACAUGUUCUGCGGCGCCGCGUCAGGCAUCAUGGGUGCGGCCGCGGGCAGCCCCUUCUUCCUGGUCAAGACCCGGCUGCAGAGCUUUUCGCCCUUCCUGCCCGUCGGCACACAACACCGGUACCGGAACGCGUGGGACGGCCUCAGGCAAAUUUACGGUAGCGAGGGAGUCCGUGGCUUGUACCGCGGCGUGGGCGCCGCCAUGAUCCGGACCGGUUUUGGGAGCUCGGUGCAGCUGCCGACGUACUUCUUUGCGAAGCGUCGGUUAAUGCGGCAUCUCGGUAUGGAGGAGGGCCCGGCUCUCCACCUUACCAGCAGCACGGUCAGCGGCUUCGCGGUUUGCGUGGUGAUGCAUCCUCCAGACACCAUCAUGUCCCGUCUGUAUAACCAGAACGGCAAUCUCUACGCCGGCGUCUUCGACUGUCUGGCCAAGACCGUGCGGACAGAGGGUUUCUUCGCCAUUUACAAGGGCUUCCUGCCCCAUCUCGCGAGGAUCCUACCGCACACGAUCCUGACGCUCACUCUGGCCGAGCAAACCAACAAGCUCGUCAAGAAGCUGGAGAAUCGGCUCCUUCCCGGUGCAGCGCUGAAGACAGUAUGAGGGGGUUUGCAUUUUGAUUGGGCGUUUGAAAACUUGGGUAGAUCUGCAUUUAGAGGCGCGUCCAUUUUCUGCGUCCAUUUACUGCGUGAUAUACCAUGCGCGCGUGGGUUGGGGGGGAAUAGAAGCGAGCGGGA